CGGUUUUAGUGGACUGCUUUACGCAAUUUUAUCUGAAAGUUUUGCAUGUGUUCGGUUUCCGCAAUCCCUAUGGUAAACUUCUCGUUUAUCUUACCUGCAUCGUCUGGUUUUCUGCGUGAUGGAGUAAUAGAACGUGCAUUUACUGGCAUCAUUUAAUCAGUAAACAGUCAUGCUGUAGUAGGUACUGUAUGAAAGCUGUAGGAUAAAUUUUAGAAUUUUGUAAAAUCAAGAAUCUUCUGCAUAAGAUAUGAAUCAACAGAAGUAAACUCGAGUGGCAACAUUGACUCCGCCUUAAAGGAAUUUUUUUUUUUUCGUUCGAUGAUCCAUUGGAAUGUAACAGUUUUGUAGAUCAUUUCAAGACAUAUCAUGUAAAGGUCAUAUAUCUCCUCAUGAUGAAAGCUGGGGAUAAGUUUAUCUCCUUGUUUCUAAUUAUGUGGGCUCCACUGUGUCUCGGUGCUGACCAUUUUCAAGAGACUCUUCUUGGCACUGUGGGUGGUGGAAAUUAUUCGUAUUACUGGUUACCUCAACCAGGGACUGUUGUGCUUUAUCUGAGAACUCUUGAAGGUGAUGCUGAUUUAUAUGUUUCAUCAAAAAAUUUAAAACCUACUUUUGAUAUUGAAAACCAUGAACUGCAGUCCACUACUUGUGGAAUUGAACAAAUUAAAGUACCUGCUGGUUAUGGUCGUCCAUUAUCUAUAGCAGUAUAUGGUCAUCCUUCUCAUGAAAUUAGUUUAUAUGAAUUGAAAAUUGACGUUUUUGAUGCUGUGGAAGAUGUUUAUCCAGAUCUCAAUCCGCGUGAAACGAAAAAAACUCAGUCUAAUAAGCCACCAUCUAGUUCAAGUUUGCCUGUAAAAGAUGAACCUGAAUAUGAAGAGAGAUCUGUUUUCUGGACGUUAUUUUUGCAUGUUUUACAAGUUUUGCUUGAUUUAUUAGUUGACUAAAGCAAUUAAACAGUUUUUUGAUAUUAGUGUAUUUUAAGUAUUUUAAUGUUUCUCAUUGUGUAAAAUUCAAAGUUGUAUAACUCAAAUUCUUAUCAAUAUUAAUUCAUGUAUUUGCUAAAAAGGAGGAGUUUCUCUUUAUAACUGUCUAAAAUUGUGUUUUUGAAAAUUAAAGGAGGGAAGAUUAACUUAAAAGUGCAAUUUACUAAAUAUAGUAGAAAUUAUGUUUGUAAUUACAUUUUUCUUGUAUUUUUUUCAUAGUAGUAACCUCUGUUGCUAAAAUACUUUAAACAGAAAAUAUGUAGCUCUUUGUUUCUUUCCACCAGAUGUUUUGAAAGUAAAAUCGUUAUAUUGUUUUAAAAUAUGCAAGAAAUAGUGACCUCAAGUGCCUUAUUACUUUCAUGCAUAGUAUUGAUAUAAUACAAACUUUACUAGUAUUUGCAUAGCUGCAACUCUCCUAGUAAAUCUGUGAAAUUCCCUAUUUUCCAUCACAUCUCCAGGUAAAUCACAGAAUCUUCCAGUCUUUAAUUUUUAGCCUUUGCUAUGCAAAAUUAUUUCUCAGCAAUAAAUGAAAUUUAUUGAUUUAAGGUAAAUUAAGUUGUGCAAAUUCAGUUUCCCCACCCCUGAUAGUUUUCAACAUAAAUUUUUAUUUCACCUGAAUUGUAUUUUUCUCUUAUUACAUUUAAUUGAUAUUUUUCUUCUGAUCUGAGUUGUCUAAAUUAACUGUAGAUUUUUCUAUGAAGAUUCGGACAGUGCUUAAUUAGUUAAUAUAUGUAUUUAAUUUAAUUUUACUUAAAUAUAUGGUACAUUACUAGGUUUAUCCGUACAAAUACUAUGUGCAUCAGUUAUUAAUUUUAAUUUCACCAUAUUUAAAAGUACGUUGCCUAAUAAAAGAUCAGAUUUUGUCAGUGUAAAAAAAUUUGAACAUUAAAUUAGCCAAAGAUUAUAAAAUUUAAAAUAUUUAAUUAAAUGCUAAUAUAUUUUACAUCAGAAUCGUAUUACAAAUUGUUCAGUAACUAGAAACAUGCAUUAUAAAGUGAUUUUAAGCCAGUUUGGAGUUCCUUAGGAAUGGUAUUGCUGCACAGCUUGACAACCUGCCAACCAAGAAAAAUAUCCCGGCUUUUUAGAUUUUAAGGUUGGCAGCUAUGAUAUUGUAAUUUUAAUAUAUUAAACAAAAUUUACAUGCCAUAUUUAGUUUUUUCUUUCCCAAUUUAUGAAUAAAAAACUCUUAUUUGGAAGACUGACAUUUUUAAAAAAUAUAUUUGAUAAAUUUCCAUUGAAAGAAAAUCAAGCAAAAAUUUUUCAUUUCAAAGAGUUUUAGAACAGCUUUGUCAUGUGGGUCAUGUGUGUCUUAAGUUUUGAUAUAUUAUUAAAUGAGGCAGGAUUAUCAUAAAAUCGGUAUACAAAAUUUUAGUCCAUAUUUUUUCUUACUGUGAAAUUCAGUCUGGAAUUAAGUUUUCAUAGUUAAUAUUUAAGAAAAUUUUAAGUUAAGUUCUAAAUAUAUGGAAAAAGUGAAACUAGUCAAAAAAGUUUUAUGUGUUGUAGAAAAAAUGAGAAAUAUAUGAUGUAAUAAAGAAAAGGGUGUGUGAAAA
Stegodyphus dumicola is the source of this 2530-nucleotide messenger RNA. Its product is annotated as UPF0669 protein C6orf120 homolog. The record is from RefSeq and is a predicted model, not a curated record. NCBI's taxonomy places the organism in Eukaryota, Metazoa, Arthropoda, Arachnida, Araneae, Eresidae.